Messenger RNA from Spea bombifrons (plains spadefoot toad), 336 nucleotides. Its product is annotated as C-C motif chemokine 3-like. NCBI's taxonomy places the organism in Eukaryota, Metazoa, Chordata, Amphibia, Anura, Pelobatidae. The transcript has 3 exons. Gene Ontology annotation, molecular function: CCR chemokine receptor binding; chemokine activity. Bases 1 to 216 code for a protein of 71 amino acids. The record is from RefSeq and is a predicted model, not a curated record. Gene Ontology annotation, biological process: cellular response to interleukin-1; positive regulation of GTPase activity; inflammatory response. Gene Ontology annotation, cellular component: extracellular region.
AUGACAGACACACCAACAUCAUGCUGUUACUCAUAUUCCAGCAAAGUUCCCUCCAACAGAAUUGCUUCUUAUUUCAAUACGAGUACUCUGUGCUCCAAACCAGCUGUAGUAUUUCUCACCAUCAAGAACAAUGCUGUCUGUGCUAAUCCCCAAGAGCAGUGGGUAACCAAGAUCGUCAAAAUCUUAGACAAAAGAUCUUUUCAGAUGUCAGCAUAAAUGGACAAUGCAUGUGUAACCAGAAAGACAAUAGCAUUUGAAAUAAUGCUCCUCUAAUCUUGCCUAAAUUAUUGUAUUUUGUAUUUUUUUAAUAAAAUGGUAAAAUGAUACAAAAAAUAA